Molecule: messenger RNA, 800 nt
Organism: Drosophila persimilis
Lineage: Eukaryota; Metazoa; Arthropoda; Insecta; Diptera; Drosophilidae
Product: lysosomal alpha-mannosidase-like
Exons: 3
Coding region: 42-800 (252 amino acids)
Biological process (GO): mannose metabolic process
Cellular component (GO): lysosome
Molecular function (GO): alpha-mannosidase activity
Source: RefSeq, a predicted model, not a curated record
CAUCAUUUUUUUUUAAAUGGUACUCUGAACAAACGGUGACUAUGAAGAUAGCUGUGAAGCAAUUAGUCGCUGAAGGACGCCUGGAAUUUGCUGGAGGAGCGUGGAGCAUGAAUGAUGAAGCUACAGUUCACUACCAAAGUGUCAUAGACCAAUUUAAUUUAGGCUUAAAAUUUUUGAAAGAUACUUUCGGGACUUGCGCUCGUCCUCGAAUUGGUUGGCAGAUAGAUCCCUUCGGGCAUUCCCGAGAAAUGGCUUCUAUAUUUGCACAAAUGGGUUACAACGGUGAGUUUUUUGCUCGCAUGGAUUAUGUUGAAAAGAACACACGUCUGAAAUCCCUGGCCAUGGAAAUGAUUUGGAGAUCUAGCGAAUAUUUUAAAGACUCCGAAAUUUUCACUGGUUUGCUUUAUCAGCACUAUGGAUCUCCUCCCGGGUUCUGCUUUGACAUCCAUUGUCAGGAUGAUCCCAUAAUUGACGGAAAGAGCUACGACAAUAACGUGGACAAACGAGUCGAUGAUUUUAUUGCCUACGUAACGUCAAUGUCAAAGUCGUUCAGAGCUAAUCAUAUAAUGGUUCCAAUGGGUGAUGAUUUCCAAUAUGAAGACGCCGAGGUGAACUUUAAAAAUAUGGACAAACUAAUUAAUUACUGCAAAGUUGGCCAAACAAAACCGAGGAUUUCUUUCCAUAUUCUAGCGACAAUCAUUCUUAUUGGACUGGAUAUUUUACUUCACGUCCAACCCAAAAACGUUUCGAGCGGGAUGGAAAUCAUUUCCUUCAGACGGUUAAACAACUUAGCACACUAG